UUCGUCGCGUUUCUGAGGCGACGCCUCAGCGGGCAGUUAGCCACCGUGCAGGGAGCUGCUCGGAGCGGUGGGUCUCGGCCCCAGCGUCACCAUGGGGGCCGUCCUCGGCGUCUUCUCCCUCGCCAGCUGGGUUCCAUGCCUCUGUGGUGGUGCAUCAUGUCUGCUGUGCAGUUGUUGUCCCGGCAGUAAGAAUUCCACCGUAACUCGGCUCAUCUAUGCUUCUAUUCUCAUCCUGGGCGCUCUUGUGUCUUGGAUCAUGAUGACAGAAGGCAUGCAAACUCAGCUGAAGAAGAUUCCUGGAUUCUGUGAAGGAGGAUUUCAAAUCAAGAUGAUUGAUACAAAGGCAGAGAAAGAGUGUGAUGUGCUGGUCGGUUUUAAAGCUGUGUAUCGGAUCAACUUUGCUGUGGCCAUCUUCUUCUUUGCCUUCUUUUUGCUCAUGUUAAAAGUUAAAACAAGUAAAGAUCCCAGAGCAGCAGUACACAAUGGGUUUUGGUUCUUCAAAAUUGCUGCCAUUAUUGGUAUCAUGGUUGGAUCUUUCUACAUCCCUGGGGGCCAUUUCACAAAAGUCUGGUUUAGUGCUGGAAUGUUUGGGGCCACUUUCUUCAUUUUCAUCCAGCUGGUGCUCUUGGUAGACUUGGCCCACUCUUGGAAUGAAUUAUGGGUAAAUCGAAUGGAGGAGGGAAACCCAAGGCUCUGGUAUGCUGCCUUGCUGUCCUUUACAAGCCUCUUCUACAUCCUGUCGAUCAUCUUCGCCGCGCUGCUCUACGUCUUCUACACCAAGCCCGACGGCUGCACGGAAAACAAGGUCUUCAUCAGCCUGAACCUGAUUUUUUGUGUUGCAGUUUCUAUUGUAUCCAUCCUCCCCAAAGUUCAGGAACAUCAGCCUCGCUCUGGCCUCCUGCAGUCCUCCAUCAUCACUCUGUACACCCUAUACCUCACGUGGUCCGCCAUGACCAAUGAACCUGAGCGCUCCUGCAACCCCUCCCUUGUGAGCAUCAUCACACACUUAACUUCACCAACUGUGUCUCCAGCGAAUUCAACCACUCUUGCUCCUGCCUAUGCUCCACCAUCACAGAGUGGACACUUCAUGAAUUUGGAUGAUAUUUGGGGACUGGUUAUCUUUGUUUUCUGCCUUAUAUAUUCUAGCAUCCGUACUUCAAGCAACAGCCAAGUUAACAAGCUGACCCUCUCUGGGAGUGACAGUGUUAUCCUUGGUGAUACCACCAAUGGAGCCAGUGACGAAGAAGAUGGACAGCCUCGGCGGGCUCUAGACAAUGAGAAGGAGGGGGUGCAGUAUAGCUAUUCCUUUUUCCACUUGAUGCUCUGCUGUGCCUCCUUGUACAUCAUGAUGACUAUAACCAGCUGGUACAGCCCGGAUGCCAAAUUCCAGAAGGUAUCCAGCGAGUGGAUAGCUGUGUGGGUCAAAAUGGGCUCCAGCUGGGUGUGCCUCCUCCUUUACCUCUGGACUCUUGUGGCUCCCCUGGUCCUUACAGGUCGGGACUUCAGCUGAGCUCAGUGUGUCAAGGACACUGCUAAAGCUGAAAGAGUCUCCUUUCCUGAAAAUGCAUAUCCAUUUUACGUUUCAUCAACUAGACUAUUAAGUGAACGCUUUGCAGAUUUGGCUGUCUUCAGGUUUAUAUCAAAAGGCAAGAUUGAAUAAUGCUUGAUGCAGAGUCUGAGCUUUCAUAUACAUACAUACAUAUUAUGUUUAUUUGUAAGGCUAUAGCACAAAGGGAACAUUUUUGUGUUUUAACAUGAACUACAGCUGUGCUGUGAAGAGAAUUCUUUAUAAAGACCUGUAGAUUCCUACAACUUUGGUUUAAGUUGUAAGUUAGAAGAUUGUUGGAUAUUUAAGGCUAUCUUUAAUAUAUUUCUAUUACUGUCUCCUUAAAAACCAAAAAGGAAUGCAUUAAUCUACAUUUCCCUUCUUCAGAGGUGUAUCGUCCCGGUUCUUGGCAAGGAAUCAUGUAUGUAGGUCCUUCCCUGGAAAUGCAGCUGCUCAUAAGGCUGGGAGAAGGCUGUUGAGUUCCUUUACUUACUCUUUAUACUACACUGAUGCUGCUUGAUAGGAGUCUGUCAGAUAUGUCACCCCAGUAAAUGCUUUGUAGGUCUGAUUAAAAUGAAAAGUUCACUUGGGAAGCAGUGCAGUGUUAUGUAAUGAUCUUGUUUAUGAGUGUGUAAAAGUCAAAGGCAUGUCAGUUUAUCACAUUUGCAACAUAAAAAAGUACUUAAUUAAAAUAGAUAUUUAGUUUCUUG
Molecule: messenger RNA, 2256 nt
Organism: Grammomys surdaster
Lineage: Eukaryota; Metazoa; Chordata; Mammalia; Rodentia; Muridae
Gene: Serinc3
Product: serine incorporator 3
Exons: 10
Coding region: 92-1510 (472 amino acids)
Cellular component (GO): membrane
Source: RefSeq, a predicted model, not a curated record